AUGUCGCCUACUCCACCAUCUACCUCCUCGAGCGUUGGCGCCGUUUCGCCGGAAGGUCAGUUUAGAGUCAUCCGAAAGCGAAACAGGGUGCCACUUUCUUGCGGCCCCUGCCGGCAUAGAAAAUUGAAAUGUAACCGCGCCCACCCAUGCGAGAACUGCGUAAAGCGAGGCGAUGCUUCUUCCUGUACCUAUGCUCAAGCAAAUGCGCGAAGGAAGAACGCGACACAGAACUCGGCCUCAAGUUCCCCAGACGAUAUGCAGAACAGAAUAGACCGACUCGAGAGCUUGGUACUGUCCCUGAUGACCAACGGAUCGCAGUCUGCAGGCCCGGCAGCGGCAAUGGCAGCAAUUUCCGGAACCAGCAGUAGUGUGGGCUCCCUCAAUCACGGUCACGAAAUCGAUGUGGACGAAGAGACAUCAAAUGCUCCGGAGGAGAGCGAUACGGAGCAAGUCACCAAGUCAUUUGGUAUCAUGAAAGUCGACAACAAUAAAUCAUACUAUAUCAGCGAUGCGCACUGGGCUUCCGUCCUCAACGAUAUCGCCGAAGUUCGUAAUUACUUCCAAACACACAAGAAGCAGUAUGAGGAGCAAGCCGAGAAGAUCAAGACAACCAAGUUGCCGACCGAUGUUCCGGGCUCCACGCUGCUUCUUGGAGCCAUGAAGCCUGCCAGCCGCGCAGAGAUUAUGUCUUCCUUUCCCUCGAGGUACACAACAGAUAUGCUUAUUGCUCGCUAUUUCAAUAGCUAUGAUCCAGCGACUCAUAUUCUUCACGGUCCGACGUUUCAAGCUCAGGUAAGCAUGGUUGUUCUCCUGCAGACCGAUAUUCAUUCUGACUUCCUCUCCCAGUAUAACAAACAUUGGGAAGAUCCUUCUCAAACCUGCAUUGUCUGGGUGGGCAUGCUGUUCGCCAUGAUGCGACUGGCUAUGCUGUCAUAUAACCAAGAAGGGGACGAGCCACCCGAGUUUCGAGGAAAAUCUUUGGACAUGGCUGGAACUUUUCGAAAUCUAGUCGCUCAAUGUCUGACUCUGGCCGAUUAUACCAAACCUUAUCCCUACCUGAUCGAGACAUUCAUCUUUCAUCUUCAUGGUGACUUUCGUCAAACGAAGGAAGCAGAUGUUUCUGUCUGGGUGCUUGUAGGUGUCGUCGCAAGGCUAGCGAUGAGAAUGGGAUAUCACCGGGACUCAAAAGUUUUCCCCAACAUUACCCCCUUUCAAGGUGAGAUGCGCCGACGCGUAUGGACUUUCGUGCGGCAAUCCGACUUGCUCUUUUCGUUUCAGGUUGGGCUGCCCAGCAUGAUUCGCACUGUGGAUAGUGAUACGGAGCUUCCGCGGAAUCUAUAUGAUGAUGAUUUCGAUGAAAAUUGCAAGGAACUGCCUCUCUCACGACCGGCGAAUGAACCGACACCUAUCUCGUACCUCAUCGCCAAAGCCCGUCUGGCGUACGUAUUUGGCCGAGUCAGCGAGCUCGCCUCUAGCGUGCAAAGUGAAUCUUAUGACAAGGUGAUGGAGUUGGAUGCUGAGCUUCGCCGAGCUCGGGACUUGAUUCCGGAGCAUCUUGUCAUUCGUCCUAUUGAGGAGUGUCAGUUGGACCCGUCCAAUCUUAUUAUGUCGCGCUUCGGUAUAAUGAGCGUCUAUCAUAAAGCGCAGUGUGUUCUCCACCGGCCUUAUAUCGUUCUAGCACGUGGAAAUCCCCGAUUCACAUACUCACGCAAGACUUGCAUCGAUUCAGCCCUGGAGCUGCUGCGGUUUCAGUCAAUGCUACACGCAGAGACAAGGCCGACGGGACGUUUGCGCACAAGACAGAAUCGCGUAAAUUCCCUCAGCUCCAAUGAUUUCUUGCUCGCUGCAACUAUUGUCUGCUUUGACCUGUAUCAUGGACUCAAAUUGCAAGCCGGUGGAAGAGAUUCCGGCGACACCUUUGCGUGGGGCAGGGAGCGACGACAGGAGAUGAUCAUGGCAUUGCAACGUUCUCUAGAGAUUUGGGAUGAACUUCGUGACGAGUCACUUGAAGCUUGGAAAGCCGCUGGCAUUCUCGAAGUGAUGCUUGGCAAACUGAAUUUAGGGUUUCCGGAAAGUAAUGCUACUGCGCCGGCCUUCGAACCUCAGGAUGAGAAGCAAAGCGCCGCAAUGACCUUGGGAUUGUUGAGCAGUGGACUGAGCGCCGUAAACUCAGGAUCCCCCGCAUUUAACGAAACUGGUUUCAAAGUGUCAGAAACGCCUUCUGCCCCGGGGCAAUUUGGAUCCACAGCAGAGGUGCCCGGAGCUGUGUCCCCGUUCAGCACAAUGUUUGGACAAAUGCCUGAUAUGCAGCUGAACUUGGAUUGGGAGGCUUGGGACACUUAUAUUCAGAGCAUUGCUUUCGGCGAGCAGCCAGUCGCCUCCUGUCUCUGCCGGUCUCUGCGCCGGCAUGGUCAUCCCGGGCCCUCGCACCUCGCGUCCCUCUACCCCGACAACUCCGCCAGCCGGGAUCCGACGAGCUCGUCAGAGGACGAGAAUCAUGAUCCUUCGGACAUCAUUGCGGUGGAGUCUGAUGUUCGCGAUGCGGAGCCACUGAUAAGGAGGAGGCGGCUCCGACUCCUGGAGACUUCCCCCGCGCCUAAAGAGACAAUCUAUGUUGGAAAUAUCUUCUACGAUGUGACAGCCGAAGAUUUGAAGAAACACAUGCAGCAGUUUGGUGUUGUGGAGAGAGUCAAUGUCAUUACUGAUAACCGGGGAAUGAGCAGAGGGUUUGCGUACGUGCAGUUUGACACUGUCGAUGCCGCCAGACGUGCCAUCGAGGGUAUGCAUUUGCAAAUCUAUGAGGGCCGUCGUGUAACCGCACAGUAUGCGACUAGCAAUGCGGACGGAGUCAAGCCCGUGCAGCCCGUUUCGAAGACGUUGUAUCUCGGCAACCUGUCGUUUGAGAUGACCGAUCGGGAUCUGAACGAUCUCUUCAAGGACAUCCACAAUGUGAUUGAUGUUCGGGUAUCGAUUGAUCGACGAUCAGGACAACCCCGUGGCUUCGCUCAUGCAGAAUUCCUCGAUAUUGAGAGUGCCCAGAAGGCUUUCGAGAUUCUCAGCCGGAAGGCACCUUACGGUCGACAAAUUCGCGUGGACUACAGUCAUACCAACCGGAGGGCUGAUCGUAUCGAGGAGGUUACGGGUGAACAUUAA
Messenger RNA from Aspergillus thermomutatus, 3153 nucleotides. RefSeq lists its product as uncharacterized. The record is from RefSeq and is a predicted model, not a curated record. Gene Ontology annotation, molecular function: zinc ion binding; DNA-binding transcription activator activity, RNA polymerase II-specific; RNA polymerase II cis-regulatory region sequence-specific DNA binding. The transcript is spliced from 9 exons. Bases 1 to 3153 code for a protein of 1050 amino acids. Gene Ontology annotation, biological process: regulation of transcription by RNA polymerase II; DNA-templated transcription. Gene Ontology annotation, cellular component: nucleus. NCBI's taxonomy places the organism in Eukaryota, Fungi, Ascomycota, Eurotiomycetes, Eurotiales, Aspergillaceae.